Messenger RNA from Nematocida major, 753 nucleotides. RefSeq lists its product as uncharacterized. The transcript has a single exon. The record is from RefSeq and is a predicted model, not a curated record. The coding region runs from base 1 to 753 and encodes 250 amino acids. NCBI's taxonomy places the organism in Eukaryota, Fungi, Microsporidia.
AUGGUAUACGAAGAUAAUAGAGAUCAGUCUAAUGACCACGUAAGCAACAGCAUGUCUGAUGCGUCUGAGGCGUCCGAGUCUUCUGAGGAAGAGUUGCUCGUUAGCCGACUUAACAAAAGAAAACAGCCAGACAGCUCAUUUAUGUUUAAAGCGACCGAAAAAGCAGAGCUUAAUUACGAAAAAUUAAAAAACAACAAGCGCAUUCCGCCAUUCUACCUAAGCGUUCCGUGCCCGCAGUGCGGGGGAAAGACCAACGGGCACGGACAAAAGCAUCGGAUAGAGAGAAAGUGCAGUGUGUGUAUGCUGACCUUUCAGAUAGAAACGUGGGUUAUUCGGGUCCUCCAGUCCCGAACCCCGCUGAAGUACUUCGUUGACAGAUCCAUAGGGAGGCUGGUCGCCGACCUUGAAGAAAGAACUGCUUUCUACUCUUCUGGGGGACCUUCGAAAUCCUGCCAUGGAAACUGCAAUGGAAAGACAAAGGAAAGGACAAAGGCGGCAAAAAUGUGCAGGUAUCUUUCCGAGAGCAUAGAGAAGGCUGCAGACUCUAUACGGGAGCUGCAGGAGAUAGGGGACAGGAUAGAAAAUGAGCUGGACUUAAUUGAAAUAUUUUUGGAUAAGGACAUGGAGGAAGAAAGCCCGGCGAGCACAAAAAAAGAGGAAAGCGCCAAAAGGCCGCAUGAAAAUCAGAAGACCCACUAUUCAGGACACCGAAAGCACACAAUAUCCCCGAUUAAGAAGAGAAAACAAACAUAG